CGGCGUGCAUCACGGCAACAGUUUGCGUCUGCUAUCAGUCAAGUGUGGGCGGGCACAACAGCUGUUCGAUCUUUUCUUUGUAUUUUGGCAAUAAAACUGUAUCUGCGACGGUGCUUACAUAAACCGCCAAUGUCGCUCAGAGCAAUGAUAUGCAGGUCGAACGCUGUCGUACGGAAAGCUUUCCACGAUGCGUAUGCGGCGCACACCUCCACUUCAAUACGAGCCUCUUCGACGGGCCGUCCUGAAGACCCGUUGAAGGGAGUUCGGGUACUCGACCUGACUCGAAUACUGGCGGGCCCUUACUGUUCCAUGAUUCUUGGCGACCUAGGUGCAGAGAUCAUCAAAAUCGAAAGACCCGGUGUCGGAGACGAAACACGGAACUGGGGACCGCCUUUUCUCGGAGAUCAAAGCUGCUAUUUUCUAUCAGUAAAUAGAAACAAAAAGAGCGUAGCCGUUGACUUGAAAAGCGCUGAAGGCGUUAGUCUGAUAAAGAAGAUCGCUGGGACAUCUGAUGUGCUGCUGGAGAACUAUCUUCCCGGAAAGCUAGACUCCCUUGGUCUUGGAUACGAAGAUAUAAGGGCUGUUGCACCUCAAAUUGUCUAUUGUUCCAUAACAGGUUAUGGACAGAAGGGACCAUACAGGGAGCGUGCAGGCUAUGAUGUCAUAGCUGCCUCUAUGGGAGGUCUGCUACACAUCACAGGACCCCGUGGAGGUGAACCAUGCAAAGUCGGUGUUGCUAUCACAGACCUGGCAACUGGCUUGUAUGCUCACGGCGCAGUCAUGGCUGCACUUCUGCAGCGAAAUCGCACAGGCAAGGGACAAUGGGUCAACUGCAAUUUGUUCUCAACCCAAGUAUCUGUGCUGGCCAACAUAGCUUCCAACUACCUCAAUGCUAACCUUGAGGCCAGCCGCCAUGGGACAAGCCACGAAAGCAUUGUGCCAUAUGCUGCAUUUGAAACACUGGACGGCUACAUCACAGUGGGAGCUGCAAGUGAAGGCCAGUUCAAGAUCUUCUGCAGGGUCCUUGAUGUUAAUGAGCUCUUGUCUGAUCCUCGUUUCAAAGACAAUCCAAGCCGUGUCCAAAACAGGGAUGUCCUAGUUGAAAUUUUGAAUAAAAGGUUUAAGCUCAAGACAACAAAGGAGUGGCUGCAGCUUUUUGAAGGCUCCGGCAUACCGUACGGGCCCAUCAACACCAUUCAGCAAGUGUUUGAAGAUUCUCAGGGCAAGGAAAUGGUGGUGAAGCUUCCGCACAAGACUGCUGGCACUGUGUCCUUAGUCGGCCCUGCUGUGGAGUUCAGUGAUGGCGUGAACCAAGUUCGAUCACCCCCACCUCUACUUGGAGAGCACACAGAUGAAGUACUGUCAGAGUACCUUACUGCAGAUGAGAUCGCCAGACUUCGAGCAAUGAUGGUCAUUGCGUGAUAAGGACUUGAAAAUGUUGAAGGUUGUGCAGUUUUGCACAUAUACAUAGUGUUCUUAUAAGUACCACAUGACAAAAAAAUAACCCUGUUUGUAUAAAGGCUUCUAUUUUUAAUCUGUGUCCUGGUUCCCGACUACACAGCAUGCUACUAUACACUCUGAAGCAGCAGGAGCUUGAUGUUGGCGAGUUGGUGUAACAUAUUUGAAGAAAAAACAGCGCAAGAGAGAUGAAGACGAAAAGACAGGUACAACAGACGGGGGCUAACUUCCAACUAAAUUUUAUUUGAAGAAACAAGGUUUAUACGCAUGACAAAUGAAUUGCACCACCGUGACGUCAUGAACUAUCUAUCGCAUCAGAAAGGCAAUCUCUUUGUCAGCAAAUGCCACUGACGGGCAACUAAUGCACAUGCCCUCAGCCCUCGCCAAUGUAAAAAGCUUCUAGUAAGUCCCUCUCUAGUCUAUUUCUAGAACGUGCCAGAAACUUGGUGUGAUAAAGGUUCAGACGGCAUUUGUGACGUUUACAAUGUCCAGCCAAAUGGCCUCCCACAUUGUUACUUAUGGCCCAGUUGUUUCUUCAAAUAAAAUUUACUUAGAAGUUAGUGCCCGUCUGUUGUACCUGUCCUCUUCUUGUCCUAGUCUGUAUUGCGCUAUUUUUUUUUCUUCAAGUAUUGUACACUCAGCUGUGACUCGUAUGAAUUAGGACAACCUUUUUAGCAUACUGAAACACAAUAUUUCCGUAAGUGCACUCCUGGAGCUUCAGUUCAAUAAGCAAUUAUGCAUGUCCUUCAAAACAAUAAAGACCUUUUGAAAUUGCCACCAACCGAAAUUUAAUAUUGUAAAUAAGAUACGAGUGAAAAUAAAAUAUGGCACCCAGAGUAUCUCAACAUCACAAACAUGAUUCCAACACAAACUCAUAAUUCCCCUUGCAGUUUCUUAAUAAAUAAAUUAAUCAAAGAUCAUGCCACAUGCCAUGUGGCUGGGCGUCAGUGUAAUUUCUAUGAGAGUGUGUGCCACAUUGCACAUGCAAAAUUAUAGAAUCCUAUUCAUGAACUUAAGCACAAACUGAACAAGUGAUCUAAAGCUGCAACUGGCUUAUCCAUGGUUAACUUGGCACAAAGCCAAUGGUGUUUUGACAGCUGACUGCACUACUUCUCCAUAGGUAUUAGGAAUGCAGGAUGAACCAUAAAAUGUCUACU
Messenger RNA from Dermacentor silvarum, 2615 nucleotides. Its product is annotated as succinate--hydroxymethylglutarate CoA-transferase. Bases 130 to 1422 code for a protein of 430 amino acids. Gene Ontology annotation, molecular function: catalytic activity. The transcript is spliced from 11 exons. Lineage: Eukaryota; Metazoa; Arthropoda; Arachnida; Ixodida; Ixodidae. The record is from RefSeq and is a predicted model, not a curated record.